Messenger RNA from Paramecium sonneborni, 1773 nucleotides. The record is from the annotation of a GenBank genome assembly. NCBI's taxonomy places the organism in Eukaryota, Ciliophora, Oligohymenophorea, Peniculida, Parameciidae.
AUUUAAACAGAAUGCAACGAGUACCACAAUAUGUUCAAAGACCUGUAGUAUAAGACUCUUUUCGUUAAUCUUUCAAAUAGACACCUGAUAAAGAGAACUCAUAUGCAUAAUUGCAAAAACGAAAACCAAUACAAGCUUAUCCUCAAUAUCAAUCUACUUAGACCCUCCAAAAACCAGAAAUGCGUCCUAGUUCUUCUUAACCUAGACAACCAUCUGUUUAGGCUAUCCAAAGACCAUCUUCAGCAUCUAAUGAUAAGAGAGCUUUUUCUAAUCAAAAAUAACCAUCCAGAUGCUCAUUCAAAGAAUUAAAGAACUCUACAUACAUUCAACCAUAAUAAGCUACGCCUUAAUCAAGAUAUUAUUCAUUAAAAUAAGUUCCAGAUAAUAGUCUUGUCAAAUCUUAAUCUAAUUAACAGUUGGCAAACAAAUAAAUUGAUUAAUCAGAAUAUAAAAAAUUACACGAAAAAUUAUUAUUUUUAGAAAAUAAGAUCAACAAAAUUAAAUCCAAUAUUGAAAUCAGUAAUUCAUAAUUACAAAAAUAAUCAGAAAGAACUAAACAAAAACCUGUUGGUUUGGCAGCUAAAUUUUUCUAAAAAAAAGAUUAAGAAAAUUGUUAACCCAAAGAAGCAACUACCCCAAAGGAAUUAACAAAAUGUGCCACUGCUCUAAAUCUAUAACUUAAUAAGGCUUUAAAAUAGAGUUAAAUUGGAAAAGAAAAAUAAUCAAGCAUAAAUCUAGAUUAAUUUGUUACAUAAGUUAAGCAAAUAAAAAAGCCUAUCCAACCACAACAAUCCUAAUUAAGUAGACAUUAAUCUUUAGAAAUCAAUUAAACCACUGUUCCAGUUACUAAAACUAUUGUUAAUGAAAAAUCAUAUUCAUCACAAAAACCAAAAAAGGAUGACAAUGUAAUUUAAACCAUUUUACUUUAGUUUAUAUAUUAUAUUUCAAGUGUCGUUAGAGCAUUAGUCUAAGAAUAAGUUAGCAAAAAUGAUGAAGUUGUCAGGGAUCACAUUGUGCAAACUAUUUAAGUAAACAUUUAUAUUAUUAUAAACUAGGGUUUAGAAUAUGCUAGAAAUUUACAAUUGCAAUUCUAAGAAGAUAAAGUUGUGAAUCUACCAAAAUCUAAUCAUCUCAAAACUUUAGUUUUUGAUUUAGAUGAAACUUUGAUUCAUUGUAAUGAAAGCAUUGCUGUUCCAGGUGAUAUUGUAUUACCCAUUACUUUUCCUACUGGAGAAACAAUUUAAGCAUCAAUCAAUAUAAGACCUUUUGCUUAAUAAAUUCUUUAAACUUUAUCUCGACAUUUUGAAAUCAUUGUCUUUACAGCUUCCCAUUCAUGCUAUGCUAAUAUAGUAUUAGAUUACUUAGAUCCAAAAAAACAAUGGAUCAGCCAUAGGUUAUUUAGAGAUCAUUGUUUAUAAACUGAAGAAGGAGCAUACAUCAAGGAUUUAAGGUAUUUAAAUUAUUCAUUUCUAGAGUCUUAGGCAAUAGAAAAUUAUCUAAUAUUCUCUUGAUUGAUAAUGCCAGUUACUCAUUUGGGUAAUAAAUUGAUAAUGGAGUACCUAUUAUUGCAUAUUAUGAUAAUAAAUAAGAUUAAGUAAUCUUUUAUUUUAAAUUUAGGAAUUAUUAUACUUAUAAAAUUAUUUAAUGAAAUUUAGAAUGGUCACUGAUGUUAGAGAACUCAACUCAUAAUCAUUAAAAAUUAACUCUUAUACAAAUUAUUAAGAUCCUAUGAAUUUAGUUUAAGAGCUAUUCCCUGAUUCAUUACCAAAAUGA